Molecule: messenger RNA, 654 nt
Organism: Parastagonospora nodorum SN15
Lineage: Eukaryota; Fungi; Ascomycota; Dothideomycetes; Pleosporales; Phaeosphaeriaceae
Exons: 2
Coding region: 1-654 (217 amino acids)
Source: RefSeq, a predicted model, not a curated record
AUGCCCAAAUUCAAAUGUUGCAUUGUUGUACCAUCAAAUCUCAAGUCGUUCGUAUACCAAAGAAAGACAGUCCCUUCUACAUCUUCAAUUCCCCUCACGGAUAGAAUCCCACCUCAGAACAACCUCGCACUCCUCCCCAUCAUCUCUCCAAACCCAGCCAACGACCCCACAAUCUCUGCUCCAGAGCUCCCACACCCCUCAGUACUAACACAAAUCCCCGCCGUCGUCCCAGUGCAUGCGCAAAACUCCUUGACGCAAACAAAGCCCACAUUGCAACUAGCUGUCUCAGAGCAGCGUAUAGGCUGCGGCUUCCCCGGAUCGUCCUCUACACACUUGAACUUGGCCGAGUCGAAGCAGACGCCGCUGCCCUCCGACUCUUUGGCACAUGCGCAGGACGAAGUGCCGUUGUUGCUGUUACAGAGACGCAGAAACUCGCAGUUGGAGUCGCAGGCUGUGGAUGUGCAGACGCCGUUCGUGCAGGCUUUGCCGGCGCUGCAUUUGUUGCCGCAUAAGCCGCAGUGGUCGUUGGAGGUGCGGACAUCCUGGCAGCUGCCGUUGCAGAGGGCUACACCGUUACCUGUACAGACGGGUGUAGGUGUGGGGAGGCCUGAGCUUGGGGUCGAAGAGGUCAGGGUGACGAGUGUGGAUGAUUGA